CCAUGAAUUCCCCAAUGACAUCUUCACAAACGAGAACAGGAGGCAUGGAGCUGUGGUCCUGCACGUCCUUUGUGUGUCUUGUGGGCUCCCUUCAGGUACUGGAAGACCACUGUAAAGUGCCCCAGAGCCAGCUGAACAGCCCCAGCUCGCCCAGCCUGACCCCACAGGGCACAUUCUUCAGCCUUCUGAUCACCUUUGUGGCCUCUGGGCCUGCCCCAGCAGCUCCAUGUCCUGCUUGUGCUGAGGGCCCCAGCACUGGAUGCAGCAGCGCAGGCCGUCUACAUGUUCUACGCCUUGGCCAUUGUCUGCGAUGACUUCUUUGUCCCUUCGCUGGAGAAGAUUUGUGAGCGCUUGCAUCUUAGCGAAGAUGUGGCUGGGGCAACUUUCAUGGCAGCAGGAAGCUCUGCUCCUGAGUUGUUUACAUCUGUCAUAGGCGUUUUUAUCACAAAAGGAGACGUAGGCGUCGGAACCAUCGUGGGCUCGGCUGUGUUUAACAUCCUCUGCAUUAUUGGUGUGUGUGGGCUCUUCGCAGGACAGGUGGUUGCACUGUCAUCGUGGAGUCUCUUGAGGGAUUCAAUCUACUACACACUGUCAGUUGUUGCACUCAUCGUGUUUAUUUAUGAUGAAAAAGUUUCCUGGUGGGAGUCCUUAGUCUUGGUGCUGAUGUAUAUCAUCUACAUCAUCAUCAUGAAGUACAACUCUACCAUCCAUCACUUGUUUGAGAGGAAGACGAAAGGCUCUGCCAGCAUGGUGAAUGGUUUAGCGAACACCACGGAGAUGGAUGACAGCAGCAACUGUGACGCCACGGUGGUGUUGCUAAAGAGAGGUAACGGUUCCAGAAAUUUCCACCGUAAAGCCUCAGUGAUUAUGGUGGAUGAGCUGCUGUCUGCCUACCCACACCAGCUUUCCUUUUCUGAGGCUGGGCUCCGCAUCAUGAUUACCAGCCACUUCCCUCCCAAAACACGGCUCUCCAUGGCCAGCCGCAUGCUCAUCAAUGAGAGACAAAGGCUGAUCAACAGCAGGACUUACACCAACGGCGAGUCGGAAGUAGCCAUCAAAAUACCUGUCAAGCAGGUGGUGGAGAACGGAACGGGCCCCAGCAGUGCUGCCGAGCGGGGCGUGAACGGCACGCGGCGGGACGAGGACGUAGCCGAGGCUGGGAACGAGACAGAGAACGAGAAUGAGGACAACGAGAACAACGAAAAUGAUGAGGAAGAGGAUGACGAUGAGGAGGACCAUGGGGGGCCGUACACGCCUUUUGACCUGCCCACUGGCAAGAUAGAAAUCUUAAAGUGGCUCUUCACAUGGCCACUGAGUUUUGUCCUGUACUUCACAGUGCCCAACUGUAACAAACCCCACUUGGAAAAAUGGUUCAUGGUUACCUUUGCUUCCUCUACCCUCUGGAUUGCUGCUUUCUCCUACAUGAUGGUGUGGAUGGUGACAAUCAUUGGUUACACACUGGGAAUUCCAGACGUGAUCAUGGGCAUCACCUUCCUGGCAGCUGGGACCAGCGUGCCGGACUGCAUGGCAAGCCUGAUCGUAGCAAGGCAAGGUAUGGGGGAUAUGGCUGUGUCCAACUCCAUUGGAAGCAAUGUGUUUGAUAUUUUGAUUGGCCUGGGCCUCCCGUGGGCUUUGCAGACCCUAGCAGUGAAUUAUGGAUCAUAUAUUCGGUUGAACAGCAGAGGACUUAUCUAUUCUGUUGGUCUCCUGCUGGCAUCUGUUUUUGUCACAGUGUUUGGCGUCCACGUGAACAAAUGGAGGCUGGAUAAGAAGCUAGGGUGUGUGUGCCUGUCCCUUUACGGCAUCUUCCUGUGUUUCUCCAUCAUGACAGAAUUCAAUGUCUUCACCUUUGUGAACUUACCCAUGUGCAGAGAGCACUAAUGCAGGUGGGGACUGUCGGGAGGAACUUCCAUUUUACCUGUGCAAUACAAACCAGGGCUGGCGUCUCCGGAACGCGGCGCACCUCCGAGUCGUGAUGUGUAUCCUGCUCGCUGUUCGUAGGACCCCGCGGCCCCAUCUGGGCCUGCCCUCUCCCAGACCCCCCCGCACAGCCGGGAGAAGAUGAUUUCUGUUGUUGUUUUUCCCCAGCAUCCAUGUGAUAGCCUAGCUCAGCUUUUCAACAGUGUGACUGGGACUCUAGAUGAACUGGCUGCUAACUGGCAUCGAGCCAGGCAAAACUGGUCUGCUACAAUUCCUUUUUUGGUUCUUUAAGUUAUUUGAUGGAAGACUAAACUAAUUUAUGACUUGAGACUGUCGCUACAACGCAGAAGAGGAUACACCACACAGGAGCAGAUUUCCAAGGAGAAUAAUUUUUGGUUGGGUUUUGAUGUUUGGGUUUUUUGGGUUUUUUGCGUGCAGUACUUUUUUAUAGUUCUGGGAGUUUGUUUUAAGAUUUUCUGUUGUUGUUGUUUUUAAUUGCUAGAGAUCAUCUGUUUUUAUUACAGCUUCUCCUCCUGAGCACUGGGGCUCCUGUAACGAUCCAGACAUCACAGGGCAGUGUAGCAUGGGAACACAGUUCAAGGUACUUGUUGAAGGGUUUGCCAUGUGUUAAAAGAAGGUUGUCGAGGCAAGAGACGAUGAUUUUUACCGCAACUGAUGAGUCUUGUACAGGAAUGAAAGGCAAAGGUCAAACACUGCCACCACUUUACUACUAACGUUGGAGUUCUGGCACUAGGGUGUUUAAGGUAUUUCCAAGCAAUAGUUUGAUUACCAGCCCAGGAGGGCUGCCAAGGAGGUGUCCUGAUGUUUUGCUGUUUGGUUGCUUGUUUUUGGGUUUCUUUAAAUUGUUCUGCACAUGCAAAUGGAAGGUCAGAACUUUGCUUCAUCAAACUUCUUGUUUUGGGGGGAUUCAGUUGUUUGCCUUCUUUGUUCUGAGAAGGGCGUAAAUGCGCGCCGGAACUUUUCUGAGUGAGUUACAGACACUGGUUUCUUGAAAAGGAAAGAGGCAUAUUUUGCACAGACACAGUUACUGAAGUCGUUAUUUGCCAUUCUUUAAAGCAUACACUGGACCUUGCCAGACAUUUGUCUUCUUCAGCAGUCAAACCUCUCUGAUGGACAGAUGAUGCGGAUACAUCACCCCUCCUUUGGAAGGGAGGGAGACACAAAAGAGAGAUGGCACUUUGUAAGAUGUGGAGUAUCUUCAAAUGCAGACUGACUUACAAACCUUAAGUUAUUGUGAAAGUUUAGCUCUCCACGGUUCCAAUAUCAUUCUGUAUUAAUAUGCAGAACACAUCAUCACAGCUUCAUCUGUAUGUAUUGAUACUGUGGAUUCAUGCCAGUGCUGGCUCUUGUAUUUCCUUUAAGCACUGAUCACUUCUGAUUCAUUUUUGGUAUGGUUUUUCCCUCUUUCUUGUAUAUGUUCUACUAUGAAAUGUAUUAAGAUACUACCAGCUAGGUGAAUGUUUUUGUCUAUGGUACAAACAGUGGCAAAUUGGUAGUAAAGGCACAGCAAACCCUAUGUGAAAGAAAGAAAGAAAAAGAAAUCCCCAAAUCAUCAAACCCUAAACUGUAGCAGGAGAAAAAACUGCAAACCUCCAACUAAAAAAAAAGAGAGCCCCAUAGAUGGACAGCAAGCCAAGGUUUAAUUCCUGUGCACUUUUGGAAGUGGUCUGUCUCCAGUUUAAUUUUCCUUGGGCAAGACCUUGCAAAUGCAGAUAUUUCCAGCCCAUGGGUUUGGGUCAGCUCAGCACCUGAUCUUCUCUCUGUGGCACUGACUGGGUGAAGGCGCCAGAAGCCGUCGUGCCACGCGUGCCGAGGAAGUCCAGCAGAGCCAAGCUGCCUGCCGCUGUCCCCAGCGAACAAAGUGUGCUCCUGGAUCUCUGGCAAGGAGGAGAAGCAAGGCUCCAGGAACAGGCAGCGAUGCCGUGUCUGCAUCAUCAUUUGUCCCUCUGGAAAACACUUGUGUUUCCACUUGUCGAGCUAUGCAGCCUGUUGUCUGAGCAGCCUCCUCGUGACUAUACCCGCUGGAUGUUCUCUUGUCUUAGGAUGCCCAAUGUACCUUCCUGUUGUGUUUGUUGUUUGCUUGAGUUCUGUUGGUUUGGUUUUUUGUUUGUUUUUUUUUUUUCUUUCCUUUUAUUAAUGAGAUUAAUAAUAAUAACAACCACUAAAAUGCUUCCUUAAGGCAAACAACAUUAGCAACAAUCUGGCACGUGUCACCAAAAUCCACCCUGUGAACACAGCUGGGCUCUUGCAGCGAGACGCAGUUGCUCCUAAGCAGAGUGUUUCCCUGUGUGACAGAAGGGACAGAUUUGGGCAAGAAUUAUUUAAAAUUAAAAAAGAAAGAGAGAGGAAAAGAAAGGAAAAGUUUCCCAUCAGAGCCUACUGUAGCUUCUAUUUUGAAUAUUUAUACUGCUGCUCCAAUGGAGCCAGUCGGAUCUAUUUCUGCGAAAUAGCCCUUACCUAUCCCGGGGCACAAACCCUGCACCGUGUUUUGUAAGAACUUCUCCUGUCAGUGUGCAUUAAAUACUGUAGUGUACUGUA
Molecule: messenger RNA, 4479 nt
Organism: Pogoniulus pusillus (Red-fronted tinkerbird)
Lineage: Eukaryota; Metazoa; Chordata; Aves; Piciformes; Lybiidae
Gene: SLC24A3
Product: solute carrier family 24 member 3
Exons: 16
Coding region: 283-1881 (532 amino acids)
Biological process (GO): intracellular calcium ion homeostasis; calcium ion transmembrane transport
Cellular component (GO): plasma membrane
Molecular function (GO): calcium, potassium:sodium antiporter activity; calcium channel activity
Source: RefSeq, a predicted model, not a curated record